AUGUCCCAACCAGCACAGUACCCGCUCGCGAACUCACCGAUCGGCAACAUCGCCAGCCUGCACAACAAAGUCGCGCUCAUCACGGGAGCCAGCAGCGGGCUCGGCCGCUGCAUCGCCCAGGCCUACGCCGCCGCCGGCGCGUACGUCGUGUCCGCCGACCUCAAGGAGACACCGGCCGCCGCGCCCGUCGUCGAGAGCGCGCUGAAGGGCGAAGGCAGCACGCAGGAUUUCAGCACGCCCACCGUCGAGCUGGUCAAUGCGCAGUGGCCUGCCGCCGACGAAGGGCGCAAGCAGCGCGCCGCCUUUGUCAAGGUCGAUGUUACCGACGAGGAGAGCGUGAGGAACGCGGUCCGCUUCGCGGUGGACACGUUCGGGAGGCUGGAUAUCAUGGUCAAUAAUGCUGGUAUGUUUUCCUUUGAUUAG
Molecule: messenger RNA, 423 nt
Organism: Exophiala aquamarina CBS 119918
Lineage: Eukaryota; Fungi; Ascomycota; Eurotiomycetes; Chaetothyriales; Herpotrichiellaceae
Exons: 1
Coding region: 1-423 (140 amino acids)
Source: RefSeq, a predicted model, not a curated record